CAGCUGAGCAGGAGAACAUCUUGGUGGCUGAUGUGAUUGAGGAAACUUACGGCUUCUAUGUGAGACCUGGCCUGUCAAAUGUCUGAGUGCUGAGGGUCUCCUCUAGAGUAGCAGGAGUGAUGGUGCAGAUGAGUGUUUUAGCGUUCCCACUCGAGGAGUUCUGUAGAAAUAUGCGUUAGCCUACUGUCUAUGUAAGAGUAGUAGUGUUAUUGCAACCUUCUUUAAACCGUGCACCUUCAGCCCCUGUUUGACUUGCUCGCUCAGAUCCAGCUAGAUCCACUGAAUUAAAGUUAGACACAAGGAUGGCUCCUUCAGCAUUUUCACCUGAUGCUGGGUUGCUCUUUUCUCUGUAUUCCAGCAUCAUUUGGAAAUUGGCUGCUCUGCUGGUUCAUGCUUCACUUUUCAUAGUGCCAGUUCUCUUCUCCUCUCCCAAAUCCAGGUCUUGUGUAGAAAAAUUAAGUUUCCUCAGUCAAGUCAGCCACCAAUAUGUUUUUAUUGCUUGGCUGCACUGCAGCUAGGCUUAAAUAACCUGGGCACCCUCAGGUGUUCCAGGUUACUCUGACUUAGCUCCUGCUGAGUCAGAGAGACCGGUGAACAGCCAGACAGCACGGGUUGUCACGUGUAUCCGUCACCUUGCUGACCUGCAUGGCCAAAUGGUGUCCCUCCUCUCUGGCUAAGAUCAGCUCCUCCGUGCUGCCGGUAGUCCCCAGACUCGUCCACUCUCCACUGCAGUAGGGUGCAGCGCUGGCAGCCAUACUGGACUUCCUACAGGCACUGGUGCUGUCCAAAACCAGUAACUUGGGCUACAGAUGCUGACGUUGGCUCGACUGGCGUCUGUGUCCGGCAGCUGUUCUCCAAAGACUGGACAGACUGAUGGAGCCUCUUAAAGUUACCUGCACUACCAAGGUGAAGGCCGGUUCUGUGAAGCAGGAGUUUGAGGAGCUGCGGCGCUCGGCCAUGCGCGCUGUCGCCGCCCUGCUGGCCGUGCCCGAGGUGGAGAGGAGCCCCAGCAUGGCCGACUUCGCCAACCAGAUCAGAACCAACGCUGACAUGGCGUCAAUCUACCAGAGCGUCCAGGGAGGGGAGGGGGGUGGCUUAGGGUCAGCAGAGAGCAUGGAUAUCAGCUAGACUCCCCAGGUUUUGGUUUAUAUUUUUUUUUUUUUAGAUAAAGGCCUUUUUUAAAGAAGCACAAUGCUGUUCCACUUUCAUACACAAUCACAGCUGUAUUUUGAAAACUGGGCUUUUUAGUAUGAAUUUCCUUUCUAGCUAAAUAAAUUAAAUGAUUGACACGGUU
Messenger RNA from Perca fluviatilis (European perch), 1294 nucleotides. Its product is annotated as cullin-associated NEDD8-dissociated protein 2-like. The transcript has 4 exons. Gene Ontology annotation, biological process: SCF complex assembly; protein ubiquitination. Lineage: Eukaryota; Metazoa; Chordata; Actinopteri; Perciformes; Percidae. Gene Ontology annotation, cellular component: nucleus. The record is from RefSeq and is a predicted model, not a curated record. The coding region runs from base 874 to 1128 and encodes 84 amino acids.